AUGAAAAAAACGAAAAGCAAGCAUGUGGCUGUUAAAAAUUUUCAUGUGUGGACUUUUGAGGAGCAGGAGAAAUUGUUGGAAUUCUAUGAAAGAAUCUCGGGAGCCAAGAUGCAUGCCAGUUUCAUACCACCAGGUGGAGUGGCACAAGAUCCGCCUCUUGGCGUAUGUCUAAAUAUUGAUUCCUCCACGCAACAAUUUGCUUCUCGUAUCAACGAAUUAGAAGAGAUGUCAACCGAAAAACCGUAUUUGGAAACAACGAUUAGUGGAUGCAAGAUGAAUAAACUGUAG
Molecule: messenger RNA, 288 nt
Organism: Ilex paraguariensis (yerba mate)
Lineage: Eukaryota; Viridiplantae; Streptophyta; Magnoliopsida; Aquifoliales; Aquifoliaceae
Source: the annotation of a GenBank genome assembly